AUGGCUGAAAACUGGGUCCAGGUUGCCAAAGAAAUGGAUUAUGAAGACCCAGAGAUGAUUGCUGCUGGACACACCUAUGAAAUGACAAUUUCAGUAUUUGAUGACCCACAUCCCUCCCACACGGUAACUGUGACGAUCAUUGUUCAGAUUGCUCCAGCCAAUGAUUUCAGCCCUGUGUUUAAAGCUGCGCACUACUCAUUCUCCGUUCCAGAAACAUCAGGAGCUUUCUACAAAGUUGGAAGAGUGACCGCCAUUGAUGAAGACUACCCACCAAACUGUGUUACGUACAAAAUAGCUAGUGGAGACAUUCAAGUUAUACAAAGAUUCUGGAUUCACCCUCGCUCUGGAAUGAUUGAGCUCACCACACAGCCAGACUAUGAGUCUGUGAAGCAGUAUAACCUCACGGUGGAAGGUGUGGACUGUGACAGACUUCAUCCUCGCACAGCGAUGACCGUGGUCACUGUAGACAUCGAAGAUGAGAAUGACGAGGCACCUGUCUGCACACCCUCUCUCUCUAAGGCCGUCAUUUUUGACAAUGUUGUUCCUGGGACAAACGUCAAUGGCUUCAAACUAAACUGCCACGACAGAGAUUCACAAGAUUUUGAAAUGCGCUUUGAGAUAGUUUCUGGAAAUGAGAACCAUCACUUCGGAUUUGACCCAACUCGAGGUUCAAAUACUCCAAGAUUAAUUGUGAAGAAUGCUUUUCACUUUGAAUCUGGAGCUGAAUUGCAGCGGCAGUACCAUCUCGUGGUCCACAUAAUCGAUGACAACUUGAAAUAUGGCAAAGCCACCAAGCCUAGGACAGGCACUGCUAUUAUGGAUAUUUAUGUGGCAAGGGCCAGUGUGCCACCUCCUGCAACCACCAGUUCAGAACAAAGAAAAGGCCUGACCAUCGUGUACACAGCCAUCAACACGUACACCUCCAGGGGCUGGUACAUUCCUUUCAUCUUCACUCUGAUGGCUGUUCUCUUUGCUGGGUUGGCUUCCUGGGUAUGCUUCCUGCUCUGGAGAUACAGAAGCACCUUGAAAUGCUGUCAGAAGAUGGCCAAGCAAGUCUCCAAGCCCAAGCCCAAGGGUAUAAAGUAUAUUGCAGGAGAUAAAAAUCAAAUGGAAAAGAUUGUCAUGGAAAACAGGAAUAAAAAACUAAAAGUAUUAACAGAAACCAUUGUGUAUGAAACUAUAUUUGAUGGAGAAGCCAUUGAUCCAGUCUCUGGGAAUGUGUAUGAAUAUAACAGCAGAACAGGUGCACGGAAGUGGAAGAAGUCCCCCGGGCACCAGGAGGCGUCCUUGGCGGGCAUGUACACCCUCCCCGAACCCCACUCUUUGGAGGACUCCAUGUCCUUAAGGAUUCCCAUGCAGGACUAG
This is a messenger RNA of Pipistrellus nathusii (Nathusius's pipistrelle), 1365 nucleotides long. The record is from the annotation of a GenBank genome assembly. Lineage: Eukaryota; Metazoa; Chordata; Mammalia; Chiroptera; Vespertilionidae.